Molecule: messenger RNA, 213 nt
Organism: Prunus armeniaca (apricot)
Lineage: Eukaryota; Viridiplantae; Streptophyta; Magnoliopsida; Rosales; Rosaceae
Source: the annotation of a GenBank genome assembly
AUGUCAUCUGAGUGUCGAGGUAAGAAUAGAUGGCCUGAACUUCUGGGAGCUCAGGGUACAGUUGCAGAGGCAAAAAUUGAGAGGGAGAAUCCUUCGGUUGAUGCUCAGAUCGUGCCAGAAGGGUCGGUUGUCACUGCUGAUUUCCGGUGCGAUAGGGUUCGUGUUUGGGUCGAUACUGAUGGCAUUGUUACAAGGGUCCCUAUUAUUGGUUAG